Molecule: messenger RNA, 909 nt
Organism: Chilo suppressalis (striped riceborer)
Lineage: Eukaryota; Metazoa; Arthropoda; Insecta; Lepidoptera; Crambidae
Source: the annotation of a GenBank genome assembly
AUGGAUUUAUUGACCCUAAAAAACGUGUGCCCGGCAGGGAGGCAAGCUUUAGGUUGCUUUGCGAUUUCGUUAUUAACUUUUUCUAUUUCAUUAUAUUCUGGCUCAACUCUGGGAUAUACGUCAGAACUAUGGGCUCUUACUUACUGGGGUCCAGCACUCUAUUUUUGCUUGUUUAACUUCAUUUUAAGAUACUGUUACAAGGGUUUCUCAUAUGAGGUCUCAGUACGGUCAGCAUUUUUAGGUGCAACCUUUGCGACGGGCAUGUAUCUUGCUUCUUUUGAAAAUGGCUUUAGUGUUUUUGGGUGGUACGUGAUGAUAUUGUCCAUGUUUCAUUUCUCCGAGUUCAUGGCAGUUGCAUUGACAAACCCGAGAACUCUGACUGUGGACUCGUUUAUACUGAACCAUAGUGUGCAAUAUGGAGUAGCAGCAGUUGCCAGUUGGACAGAAUGGGCUGUGGAGUUUUACUUCUUCCCAGGUAUGAAGACUUACUUUUGGCUGUCUCAUGUUGGCAUACUAAUGUGCAUUGGUGGGGAACUACUCCGGAAAGGAGCCAUGUUUACAGCUAAAACUAAUUUCAACCAUACAGUACAGUUCGUAAAGCGUCCAGAUCACGAGUUGGUGACGCACGGUGUGUAUGCGCUGUGCCGACACCCCAGCUACGUGGGCUGGUUCUACUGGUCCGUCGGCACUCAGGUAACGCUUCUCAACCCCGUAUGCCUGAUGGUUUACGCGCUCGCGUCUUGGACAUUCUUCCGCGAGCGAGUGUAUGCGGAGGAAUUGACAUUACUGUCAUUCUUCGGAGAAAAGUACGCGGCGUACCAACGCGCCGUCGGCACUGGAUUGCCGGCCAUACGCGGCUGUGUACCGGGUGUCCAGCAAGACCUUAGGGAAGACCACUGGAGCUAUUAG